AUGACAUACAAGGUGCAGUUAUUACCGGAUUUGGCAUCGUACUUUCGUGAUCCAAAUCAUUUGUUAUUUCGUUACGUUGUAAAAGAUACCUCAGAUUUGCUCGUGCCUUCUGAAAUUUUGGAAAAUCACAAUUCUGUUACUAUUUUACAUGAUUUUGAAAAGUACGUCGACGACAUUCGCGAUUUGCAAGUGUUCGAAGAUGACAUUUGGAUUAUAUCAUAUCCAAAAAGCGGAUCGACAUGGGCACAAGAAGCAGUUUGGCAGAUAAUGCAUGACAUUGAUAUCGAAAAUGAAGCUGGAAAAGCUCCGUUGAAUACUCGAAUUGGAUUUUUAGAACUUUCAGCAUUAGUUGAACUACCGAAUAGAAAAAGCUCAGUUGAAACAGUGAAAAAAAUGCAAAGACCUCGAAUCAUCCGAAGUCACUUACCAAUCGCAUUUCUUCCAAAAGAACUUUGGAUUGUAAAACCUCGAAUUGUAUAUCUAAUGCGAGAAGCAAAGGAAACUGCGGUGUCAUGGUAUCAUCAUUACAUAAACAUUCAUAACUUUCUCGGGCAAAAAGAAGAUUUUUUAGAACUUUUUCUCAAAGGAAAUUUGAUUUUUGGUAAUUAUUGGGAUCAUAUUGAGCAAUUCACGUUACUUCAUGAAUGGUAUAAAAACAUGAAAAUCUACAAAUUUGAAGAAAUUUUAACAAACAUGGAAAAAAUUCUUCAAGAUCUCGGCAAAUUUUUGAAUAAAUCUUUAACGCCAAAUGAAACGGAAAAGCUUUUGCAUCAUCUUGCCUUUGAAACAAUGAAAUCCAAUCCAGCUGUCAAUGGCGCGGAACUAAAACCAAUUGUUGAAGCAUUCCAUCCAGGCACCAAUUAUACCUUUAUGCGACGAGGCGGUGUCGAUUCUUUCGUCGAGGAAAUGCCCCCGAAAUAUAUUUGGAGAAUUGAUGAAAUUACGAAGAAACGUUUCAAGGAUCUGGAUUUGUAUCAAUAGACACAAAGGCAAAGAAGAAAUGCCGUGGGUGCCGCGCUCUCGUAAUUUAUAUCAUUUUACAAAAAGAAACCACAGAACAAACA
Culicoides brevitarsis is the source of this 1064-nucleotide messenger RNA. RefSeq names its product sulfotransferase 1B1-like. The coding region runs from base 1 to 981 and encodes 326 amino acids. Gene Ontology annotation, molecular function: sulfotransferase activity. The record is from RefSeq and is a predicted model, not a curated record. Gene Ontology annotation, cellular component: cytoplasm. The transcript has 2 exons. Gene Ontology annotation, biological process: sulfation. Lineage: Eukaryota; Metazoa; Arthropoda; Insecta; Diptera; Ceratopogonidae.